CAGAUGUUCGCCAAAACCAUUGCCGGCAAAGACGAAAGAGUCGAAUCUCCGGUUUUCCAUUCACAACAUUGUCGUCUCACGCCUCGAUCUCACAUUCAUCUGCCGCCCACCCCAAGGCCGUGAAUCGAAGAAACCAAACAAAUGAAGCUUUCCUCUCGAGCCCUUUCUGUCCAUUUUCAGCCAUGCAGUCUUGCAAGAAAGAAUGGUGUUCUCCCAAUGAAUGCGCCUACUCCGACUCCGCCACGUUUUCCCGCACCCAAACAUAUCCGGUUUGCUUCCUCCAGAACGCCGAAUCCAACCAGCCGUUCCUCGCAAGGAUUAGGGCCAUACAUGCAACAGCAGCAAAACACCUUCCUAGCAAUUGGGCCGUCAAAUAAUGCUUUUGUGGCGUCAAGAGCGAUCGGUGGAAUUUGUACGUGAGCUCCGACGCAUGCGAAAUCCAGACACACAAAAUCGUACCGGUAUCGACUGCUUACCCCACAGAUCUCCGGUUGGGUUGGAGAAGUCGUGUUGCCGUGAAAAUAACUUUGCCAUGAAAUAUAAAUCAAGGCAGCUUUCUCUUUGGAAAGAAGUGUUGUCUAUUCGAAGUCCCACUCUCGAAUACAGGGCUGCCCAAGCUUCAUUCCCAUCUCUGUGCAUAUCGCUUUUGCUGUCCCUUUGGAUAUCAAAUUUUUAUUUUUUGUUUUAUUCACCCCCAGUUAUUGAUUAUUGAAACUCAUUUGCCAGGCGACCCAAAAAUGUCAAAAAUAUGGGCGGAUACACCCAUGAGCCUGAUCUCGGAAACUGGAUAUAAGGAACGCUCCGAUAUCCCCCUCGGCCAUUUCGCCAUCACGGCUGCACAGAACAUGGCCCACCUGCAUAACGUGAUCAUCCGUGGCUUCAACUCUUCGUACAACCAAUGUCUCGCCGUAAAACCGGACACUGUCGACGCGAGCGAUUUCCUGAUUUACAACCGCGCUUUAUACAAGAACAUCAAAUCCCACCACGAUGUGGAGGAGGAGAUCUCGUUCCCAGGCCUCGCAAAGUUGACGGGAGUCGAAGACAUCAUGGACCAGAACAUUCAAGAGCACAAGGACUUUGAGGAUGGUCUCGAGAAGUUCCGCGAAUAUAUUUUCGAGACAGAUGCCAAGUCGUACGAUGGCAAGAGCUUACAGGAGGUUUUGGAUAAUUUGGUUCCGGCGCUUCAUAAGCAUCUGGUCGGGGAAAUCCCGACGCUCCUCGAUCUUGCGAAGUACGAUUCGAAAAAGUUGGAGGCGUGGUGGAGCCAAACUGGGAAGAACGCCACGAAGAAUAUGGAUGUAUUCCAAGAUGCACCCUUUAUGCUCGGCUGUAUGGAUUCCACGUUCAAGAUAGAUGGGGAAUCUCGACUUUUCCCCCCGGUCCCGCCGCCAAUCAAGUACUUAUCAAAAUACGUUCUACAAUGGCGAUAUUCGGGAGCAUGGCGCUUUAGUCCGUGCGAUGCUUUUGGGAACCCUAGGCCUCUGGCGGCUCCGAAUACUGAAGUUUCUAAGCAAUAGAUCAUUGGCUCGAUUGGACUUUAUAUCUUUCAC
Histoplasma capsulatum G186AR is the source of this 1550-nucleotide messenger RNA. RefSeq names its product hemerythrin HHE cation binding domain-containing protein. NCBI's taxonomy places the organism in Eukaryota, Fungi, Ascomycota, Eurotiomycetes, Onygenales, Ajellomycetaceae. The record is from RefSeq and is a predicted model, not a curated record. The coding region runs from base 738 to 1517 and encodes 259 amino acids. The transcript has 2 exons.